UACAGAAAUUGUCAAACCUUAAUAAAUUGCUAAAUGUCCUAGUAUUAUGAUUACUAGUAGCUUGCAAAACAUCAUUUUAAGUACGUUACAUGCUUUAUAUCCUUCAUAAUUAUUUAUUCUCAUUUCCCUGGAGGGUUACUUGUUUUCACAUCUGUUUUGUCCACAUCCCUAAAUGUAGCAAUUGAGAUUCUUGUUUGUCAUUUAUCACAUAAGUUUAUUCAGAGACAAAUUCAAGAUUUAGAGUUAGUGAGUCCAGGAUGAGUGCGAUGUUAUUAUUAUGUGUAUACCUUUUAAAUUUUUGCUUAUUAUAUACAUAGUUCGAGCCAAGCCCUUCUCACUUCUAUCAAGUACAGAAACACAACAGAAGAAACUAACUUAUCUGCUCAUCAUAUUCUUGUUGAGCAUGUCUGAAUCUCAGACUUCUGUAAAACUUCCCAUUUUCGACGUUUCAAGACCUUUGAGUUCAUCUUCCCUUAAGUCCCUUUCUUUAGCUUGUAAAGAAUGGGGUUUUUUUCACAUCAGCAACCAUGGAAUUUCCAGAGAUUUAUGCAGACAACUUCAUUUCCUUUCUAACCAGAUAUUCCAUCUCCCUUGUGAUGUAAAGCUGAAUGCUGGACCCUUAUCAAAUAUAAAAACCUACACUCCCCAUUUCAUUGCUUCACCUUUCUUUGAGAGCCUGAGGGUGUCUGGACCUGACUUCUUUGCCUCAGCACAAAGCACUUGCCAAGCCCUCAUCAACCAGCCAAUUCCAGAGUUCAGUCAUGCAAUGGAGGUUUAUGGGAGCAAAAUGGAAAAACUCUCCAAAAGCGUUGUUGAGGUCAUACUGAUGAGCUUAGGCCCUGAAUUUGAGCAGAAAUUUGCAUCUGAAUUUAACAAGUGUCAUGGCUAUCAUAGAGUGAUCAACUAUACUCCACCCGAAUUCACGAAACAAGAAGAAGUUGAAGGGCUAGGGAUGCACACUGACAUGAGUUGCAUAACAAUAGUGUAUCAAGAUGAAGUUGGUGGUCUUCAAGUGAGAUCCAAACAAGGCAAGUGGAUGGACAUUGAUCCUUGUCAAGACACACUUGUUGUUAAUGUUGGAGAUCUCUUACAGGCUUGGAGUAAUGGGAAAUUGAGGUCAUCUGAACACAGGGUUGUGCUAAAAAAACCUGUAAGUCGAUUUUCCAUCGCUUUCUUUUGGUGCUUUGAAGAUGAGAAACUGAUUGUUGCACCAGAAGAGAUUGUGGGGAAUGAAAACUUGAGGGUCUAUAAGCCUUUUGUUUGUGCUGAUUAUUUGAAGUUUAGAGAAAGCAAUGAGAAAGGCAAGUUUGAGAAAGUUGGUUUCACUGUCAAACAUUUUGCAGGUAAAUAAUCAUCAUGAUUAUAGCAUUUUCUUCUUCCCGUUUGGUGUGUCUCUGGUGAAAAACAUUUUUCUGUACAAGUGAGGUUAUAAACAAUUAUACACAAUGGAGUUUGUCGUUCUUCUAUUUCAAUGUCCUAAGUUAUGAAUUCUAUGUAUGAUACGUUUUUUCUGA
Lycium ferocissimum is the source of this 1514-nucleotide messenger RNA. Its product is annotated as gibberellin 20-oxidase-like protein. Lineage: Eukaryota; Viridiplantae; Streptophyta; Magnoliopsida; Solanales; Solanaceae. The transcript has 2 exons. Bases 278 to 1351 code for a protein of 357 amino acids. Gene Ontology annotation, molecular function: dioxygenase activity. The record is from RefSeq and is a predicted model, not a curated record.